Molecule: messenger RNA, 321 nt
Organism: Lactuca saligna
Lineage: Eukaryota; Viridiplantae; Streptophyta; Magnoliopsida; Asterales; Asteraceae
Source: the annotation of a GenBank genome assembly
AUGGUUGGUUCAUCCAAGACUGUGGCUUUUGCUGAUCAAUCCUCCACUAUGGUUAUGUUGAACGUCAAACCAUGGCAGAAUUUGAUCCUCAGUCUUACUGCCUCACGCUACAAUGAAGCCUUACGCCCAAUGAUUGAGUGUUUGCGUUUCUCGCCACUGGCUCAAGCUUUGACCAUGGAAGAAUCCAUUCCUCUCGUCCAUCUCUCAAAGGCGUAUUGUCUGCUACUUAAAAUUCAAGGGUUUGAUGCCACUAAAGGGCUAGUCGAUCCGGACUCAAUUUCAUCUUCUAAUCUAAUCCACAUGCUCUACCAAAUGGGUUAA